This is a messenger RNA of Pichia kudriavzevii, 1575 nucleotides long. RefSeq lists its product as uncharacterized. The record is from RefSeq and is a predicted model, not a curated record. The coding region runs from base 1 to 1575 and encodes 524 amino acids. The transcript has a single exon. Gene Ontology annotation, molecular function: RNA polymerase II C-terminal domain phosphoserine binding; DNA binding. Lineage: Eukaryota; Fungi; Ascomycota; Pichiomycetes; Pichiales; Pichiaceae. Gene Ontology annotation, cellular component: Cdc73/Paf1 complex.
AUGGACAGUGACGACGAUCUUUUAGAAUUAGCAGGUAUAGGAUCUGAAGAGGAAAGCGAUUACGAACCAGAUAAUUCCAAGCCAUCCCGUGGCUCUAAGCGAACUAUAGAUGAAUCUGAUGAUGAUGAGAACGAUGAAGGAGAAGAGGAUGAUGAUGAUAUUGGUGAAUUAGAUCCUGAAGAAGAUCCGUAUCCAUUAGAAGGAAAGUAUAAGGAUGAGGAGGAUAAGAAUAAGCUAAUGCAAAUGGACGAAAUGGAUAGGGAAGCCAUUUUGUAUGAACGUAUUCAAGAAAAAGAAAAGUUUAGAGAAAGGCGAUUUCUAGCUUUAAGAGCAAGGCAAAAUAAGGUCGAAUCAAAAACUCUAACGACUGGCUCUUCAGCGAAGAAGAUGAAGACAAGCAAACUCUCAGAGUUGAAAAAACAAAGGGAAAAGAAGUCUGCGAGAGAAGCAAGAAGAAAAAGAGGUGACUAUGAGGAAGAAGAUGAAGAUGACGAUCUUAUAGAUGAUGCUGAUGAAGACGACGAUCUUAGAGAGCUUGCUGGCUAUAACGAUGAGGAAGAAGAAGAUUAUGGAUUUUAUUCUGAUGAUUACGGCUCACGAGAAUCUCGGUCUAGAAGCAGAUAUGAUUCAUCUCAACACAAGGAAGCCACACUGAAAGAAAUAAAUGAAAAAAUAAGGUCGUCCAGAAAAGUUCUCGAAGAGUUCCUGUAUCGUGACGAAUUUGAUAGUUGUAUUCCUGGGACUUUUGUUAGAGUUAACAUUGGGUUGAAUAGAAAUACACAAAGAUCGGAAUAUAGGAUGGCAUUGGUCGUAGAAGUGAAACGGGGUGGAAAGCCUUAUAAGUUAUCAGGUAAACCCUGCAACACAUACCUAAAGGUAUCUCAAGGUAACUCACAGCAUGUCGUUGAUAUCAGUUGUCUAUCCAAUUCUGAAUUUGUUCCAGAAGAUUAUGAUUUGUACAAAAAACUCGUGGUAUCUUCCAGCCAACAAUUGCCUACCGUUGGGUAUGUUGAAAUGAAAUUUAAUGACUUAAGAAACAUGGCCACAAGAAUUUUAACUGAUGCCGACAUCAACAAGAUGAUUGCGAAGAAAGAGGAAUUAGUCGUCACCCAAAAUGCAGCAAAUACCGUCAAAAAAUUGGGAAGGUUAAGGGAAGAGUUACAAGUGGCCUUGGAGCGUGGUGAUCCAAACCUUGCAAAAUCUCUUCAAAAAAAGAUUGAGGAUCUAGGAGCCAUGUUCAACGGGUCAAAAAACACCUCCAAAUUGGCUGAGUUGAAUAUUAGAAACCAAAAGUCUAAUCAAGAGUAUAUUAGAAAAGCAGAAAAGAAAUUGGUGGAGACAAAACGUAAACAACUCCAAAACAACGAUUUUAAUGAUCCUUUCAGUAGAUUAAGAACCAAUCCAAAGGUAUUCUACAAAUCUUCGAACAAGCAAGACGGAAAUGAGGUGAAAGAUGAGAAACAGGUGAUCGAUGAGAAGGAGGAGAAGAAUAAAAUAAAGAACAGUAUUUUUAGAAGAGAAGGUAUUGACGCUCUCAUUAAAACAAUAGACAUUGACAUUGAUUUCAAGUUAUAA